Molecule: messenger RNA, 2569 nt
Organism: Cloeon dipterum
Lineage: Eukaryota; Metazoa; Arthropoda; Insecta; Ephemeroptera; Baetidae
Product: centaurin-gamma-1A-like
Exons: 12
Coding region: 315-2153 (612 amino acids)
Biological process (GO): activation of GTPase activity
Molecular function (GO): GTPase activator activity; GTPase activity
Source: RefSeq, a predicted model, not a curated record
UGCACUCGCUCGCUUUCAGUCCAAGUACGACCCCAGCGCUAUAGACACCGCGCCGCAGCUCCUUGCGAGAGAGUAUUAUAGUUGCGAGUGAUAUAUCGCCCUGAACUCAAGUGUCCGGUUCGAGUGGCCCUCGACUUUUUAUAGUAGACGACGUGUGUGCGCGCCGGUGAAGCAGUGCGAUCUGCAAUUAUGUUGACGCAGCACACGGACAUAAUAUAGAAACGAGACGGACAGUUUCACACAAGCCAGCAGGUGCGAAAACAGUAUUUCGCGACGCCACAGGAUUCGUUGAUUUUGUUAUUGUCGCAAUCAUCAUGCCAGAAGGUUUCCUGAGGUCGCUGCACCGACGCUCCGUCAGGGCCAGGCAGGUCCUGCUCGGCCAGGGGAGGCGCAAAACCAAGCGACAGAACUCAGACUCAUGUCAAUCAUCAGAAAACAAGGAGCCAAGAAAGAUCCAGACCGUGGUCCCCCCGGUGACUGCCGUGGACACGCCGCCGCGGCCUAAGUUGGAUCCAGGGAGUCCGAAAAACUUUCCCACCUCGCCGCUGCUGAUUCGACGCAGCUUUAAAAAGGCGCAGAACGACCCCAUCCCCGUGGAGAAGAUCAUCCUGAUGCAGGACAUGAUCAAGCAGGAGAAUAAGCGUGGCUUCGAGCGCGGAGUGGACGUGCUAAUGACUCCUUCGGACGCUAAGAAGCAGUGCAAGCAGGUGUUCGCCACGCCGGCCAGUACUCCGGCCACCUUCAACAACAAGAGCGUCCGCAUGGCCGCGGCAGCCACUCCCACCCGGACCGGCGAGGCCAAGGUGAUGCAGAGGAGCAAUUCAAUGACCGCCAAGGACACGCCGGCCAAGUCUGAAGGACUUGCUACCAGUUUCCUCAGACGGUCAUUCCGACGACGGUCCGUAAUGCACUUCAGCACACCGAAGCCGCGCAGGAAAAGCGAGCCUGGCACUCCAGACAAAACAGCAGACAUUUCUUUGAAGGAAAGUGCACAGUGCGCACCUUGUAUGCUGUCGGGCGUGGUGACAAAAGUGUCAUCUUCCGCUCUGAACCGCGACGGCCGGAGCAAGAAAUUUCUCGCUGCACUGGACGACGGCCGCCUCUGCUACUUCCCCAGCAAGCAUGACUACCUGACCGGAACGCGUGCAAAGGAAAUUCCGCUGCGAUGCGCAGCCGUGCGAGUUCCGCGUGACCUCGCACCCUCCAAGGUGGCCAGACCUCACCCUGCGGUGCCUGCUAACACUGUGGCUCUGACGCCAUUGAGGGACAGUUGGUACGCGAAAGACGAGAUUGAGCUGACGAAGUAUAAUGAGAGGACGGGCGAGGUCGUCGAAAGUCCAAGCUCUGUCGUCAAAACGGCUCGGAUUGGGGAAUCUGAAGGCGCUUUUCCGUUGGAAAUCGUUUCUUUUGACGGCAGGUGUUGGAGAUUCGAGGUUUCAAGCAAAUCUGACCGCGACACGUGGUUUUCCACGAUCGAGAAGCAGAUCAUGCGGGAGCUUCAGGUGGACAGCGGCAACCCGGCAACGAACUCGCCAAACGCCGCCGAACUGAGCACUGUGGUGACAGGUGAAAAUGCCCUCGUGCUCAGGGCCCUGCCAGGAAACGAGGUUUGCGCCGAUUGCGGCGACAAAGAUCCCGCCUGGGCUAGUCUUAAUCUGGGAGUUUUAACGUGCAUCACAUGCUCGGGGGCACACAGGGGAUUAGGAUCGCACGUUUCACGCAUUAGGUCUUUGGAACUGGACCACUGGACGCAAGAUCAAAUAACAGCAAUGCAGUUGAUCGGUAACAAACUGGCAAACGAAAUUUGGGAGGCCGAUUUAGGCAGUCUAAAGAAACCCAGUCCCGAUUCAAGCAACGAGGAAAAGCGCAGCUGGGUGCGCGCCAAGUACGGCGACAAGGACUUUCUUCGCGUCCCCGAGCACCCUACCAUUCCCGCUCUGAGGACUGCUGUCCUCAGACGAGACGUCCGGACUGUGCUGUCCAUAGUGGUCAGCUGUCCGGAGGUGAGCCUGUCCAUCCUGCUGCACGCGGCAAAAGAGAACCAGUACAGCGAGCUGGUCCAGUUUUUGCUGUGGAACGGCGCCAAGCAGGAGGUCGACAUUUCUAGUCUUGUGCACCUUAUGAAGACGUGUGGAUGCUCUAACCUCAUAUGAACUUCAGUUUAGAAAAAUAAGAUACCAUGCAAUUUAAAUUCCUAGAGAAAGUUAAUUUUAUGUUAAAAAAAUUUUUCAGAGAUCCCAAGGAUUUCUCUUUCAAUUUUGCUCUUCAGCAUAACGAUAUUGUGAUAGAUUGGUUUUAGAUGAGAUAACUUAAUUUCCAAGUGUGCAUUAUAUAGCUUUUCCGCGUACUAUAAGUUUCUUCCUUCUCUGUUUUGCAGAUGUUCUUUUGUAAUUCAAUUUUUCAAUCUGAAAUUAUUUUAGCACAAUCAGAGUUAUAACCAAAGCUUAACUUCUCCCUUUAAACCAUUUACGUGAUGGUGAGUGUCGUUGUUUGAAAAAAGUCGUUAAUAAUUCUAUGGAGUGUAUUUGAGAUAGGCACUAAAAUAUUAAUUACGAGAGGCACCUGAAAA